Messenger RNA from Plasmodium gallinaceum, 633 nucleotides. Its product is annotated as Plasmodium exported protein, unknown function. The record is from RefSeq and is a predicted model, not a curated record. NCBI's taxonomy places the organism in Eukaryota, Apicomplexa, Aconoidasida, Haemosporida, Plasmodiidae. Bases 1 to 633 code for a protein of 210 amino acids. The transcript is spliced from 2 exons.
AUGAAGGGAUAUCUUGAUAAUUCAGUAGAGAUUCAAUACAAAAAAUAUACCGAAAUAUACAGAAAUCUUUUAUUUUCUAGGAUUUUAAGAUUAUUUUGUCUUUCUCUUCUAUUCUUUUUGAUACAAUAUGUGUCUAAAUCAAAGAACGAAGUAUUUUUUGAACUGAAGGAAAGCAAAGUUUACUCAAGAAAAUUAAUGGAAAACGAAGAAGAAAAAAUAAAAAUUUUUCAGGAUAAUACAGAUUGUAGCAUAGUUAAUCUUUGGGCUUCACAACGUGCAAAAUGGAGAAAAGGAAAUUAUGAAAUGAGAAAGAUGGCACAUGAAGAAUGGAAAAGAGAAUGUUUGGAAAAUAAUAUAAAUGAUAGUAUGUGGAUAAAUAAAACAUGGUUUAACUGGAGAUUUAAAAGUACUGAACAAAUUUUGAAGAAGAUGGGUGAAGAUCAUAUAAACUUCUUAUGUUUUUUGAAUACAUUUCCUAGUUAUAAUAGUAUAUAUGAAUAUUUGGAAAACAUGAAAAAAUCGUUAGAAAAUUACCAUGAAUUAAUAUUAAAUAAUUGGAGAUGCUACAUGAAUGAUUCCAUUAAUGAUUGGAAAGAACAAAGAAAAAACUCUCUAAAAAAGGAUGAGUCAUAA